UAGCUUAUUGUGUUGGUACCCAUGUCUCCUGGAGAAAUUCUAUACUGCAAUGUAAAAGUGGAGAUGCGUGUUUCCCUUUCCUGUGCUGAAAGGAAUUGGUGGUAUGUUGCUGUGGACACUGACAGUAGACUUUUGUCUCUUCCUACAGGCCCUCUUAAUGCUGCUCAUCCCAGGUUUGAAUCAAGAAGACCCAUGUCCUUACUGGACAUGUUUUUCAGUCGUCAUGCCAGGAGAACAAUUCAAAGCGUGGCAGGCUGCUUGAAUUUCAGAGGUGGUCAUACCUCUGCUAGUAUACUUCUCAGCUGGCGCUUAGAAAAGGGAGACUUCAGGUUGCCGAAAGAGGAUGACAAGCAGUUUGACAACUGAAUGUGUUUGUCCUCCAUUCACAUCUGAAAGGAUGGGGAAUUCCAGAGACACAAGUUUCAGGGAAUUUGAGGUGCUUACAAAGAAACCCUCAAGCCAUCCUGCUCUCUCGGCCUCAAGCGCUCUGCUUGCAUCCUCUCUCUCACCUCCAGGUAAUAAUGAACUCCAGAAUAGAGGACUGUUGAUACUUUAAACAGCUGGAGCAAAUCUCAACCAUAAGCUGUGCAUGCCAGUGCUGAGAAGAGGGAGUGAGAAUCAGCACCCUGAAGUGAUGUACUCCACUAUCUCCAAGGAGUUGCAAAGAAGAGUAGCUCCAGGCUUCCUUGUUGGGAAUGUGCAUUUAAGGUUCCAUAGGAAAACCUGUGUAGCUAAUUGAGGACACGUGUGACCAUUUGCAUGGUAAAAGAGCAUCAGCAAACGUGAAAAAAUGGGCGUAAAAACCUUUACUCAUAAUUCCCCUGCCCACAGCCAGGAGAUGCUUGGGAAGCUUAACAUGCUUCGCAAUGAUGGACAUUUCUGCGACAUCACCAUUCGCGUACAGGACAAAAUCUUCCGGGCACACAAGGUGGUCUUGGCAGCCUGCAGCGACUUCUUCCGCUCCAAACUAGUUGGCCAAGCUGAAGAUGACAGCAAGAGUGUAUUAGACUUGCAUCAUGUGACAGUGACUGGCUUUAUACCCCUUCUGGAGUAUGCCUAUACAGCCACACUAUCUAUCAACACAGAAAAUAUUAUUGAUGUCUUGGCUGCAGCCAGCUACAUGCAAAUGUUCAGUGUUGCCAGUACAUGCUCAGAAUUCAUGAAGUCGAGCAUUUUAUGGAAUACGCCCAGCAGCCAACAAGACAAGGUGCUAGAUGCAGGACAAGAAAACAGUGCAAACUGCAAUUUUACCUCUCGAGAUGGCAGCCUUUCACCGGUUUCUUCGGAAUGCAGUGUGGUGGAAAGAGCCAUUCCUGUUUGUCGAGAGUCCCGAAGAAAGCGAAAAAGCUAUAUAGUCAUGUCUCCUGAAAGUCCACUUAAGUGUAACACACAGACGAACUCCCCCCAAGUGCUUAAUCCUUCAGCUUCCUACACAGAGUCCAGAAAUCAGCCAGUAGACUCUUCCUUAGCUUUUCCUUGGACUUUUCCUUUUGGAAUUGAUCGAAGGCUUCAGUCUGAGAAGGUGAAGCAGGUGGAGAAUUCUAGGACUUUAGAGUUGCCUGGUCCAUCUGAGGCAACCAGAAGAAUUACUGAUUAUGUGACAUGUGAGAGCACAAAGGCCAGUUCACCUCUUGUGAUUGAAGAAGAUGUGCGUGUCAAAGUGGAAAGGUUAAGUGAUGAGGAAGUUCAUGAAGAAGUAUCGCAGCCUGUUAGCGCAUCCCAGAGUUCUCUCAGUGAUCAGCAGACAGUCCCAGGAAGUGAACAAGUUCAGGAAGAUCUCUUGAUUAGCCCACAGUCUUCCUCUAUAGGUUCAAUAGAUGAAGGGGUCACUGAAGGAUUGCCCACACUUCAGAGUACCUCUGGCACUAAUGCUCAUGCAGAUGAUGAUGAUCGGUUGGACAAUGUUCAAUAUCCCUACCAACUCUACAUUGCCCCUUCUACCAGCAGCACAGAGCGACCCAGCCCAAAUGGCCCAGAUAGACCUUUUCAGUGUCCAACCUGUGGGGUUCGAUUCACCCGUAUUCAGAACUUAAAACAGCAUAUGCUUAUCCACUCAGGCAUUAAACCAUUUCAGUGUGACCGUUGUGGGAAAAAGUUCACCCGAGCUUACUCGCUAAAGAUGCAUCGCCUGAAGCACGAAGGUAAACGCUGUUUCCGGUGCCAGAUAUGUAGUGCCACUUUCACUUCCUUCGGGGAAUAUAAACACCACAUGCGGGUUUCCCGGCAUAUUAUCCGCAAGCCUCGGAUUUACGAGUGCAAAACAUGUGGCGCCAUGUUCACCAACUCUGGAAAUUUAAUCGUUCACCUGAGGAGUCUGAACCAUGAAGCGUCAGAGCUAGCAAACUACUUCCAGAGCAGUGAUUUCCUAGUCCCGGACUACUUAAACCAGGAGCAGGAAGAGACCCUUGGGCAAUAUGAGCUAGGAGAGCAUGGGUUUGAAAGCAACUCCUCUGUCCACAUGCCUGUUAUUUCACAGGUCUCUUCGACUCAGAAUUGCGAAAGCACUUUCCCCUUGGGGUCUCUGGGUGGGUUGGCAGAGAAGGAGGAUGACAUGCCGGAGCAGCCAAAGACUAAUGCCAGUGCCGAGGCAACCAGUGAUGACCCCCCGAAAUCAGAGCUGUCCUCUAUUACUAUUGAAUAAUUCAUGGUUUGGUUUCAUUUUUGUUCUUUGGAAAGUGCCUGUGUUUGGUCCUGUACAUUUUAAUUUAAUUUUUUAAAACAAAAGGAGGGAGAUUUUCCCUUUUUACUUUGUAAGCUACACUUUAAACAGAAAACUGCAACAGAUGUUACAUUAUUUUUCAUGACUGACUCAUGAAUUCUGUGAAAAUGUUUUCAGACUGAAUGCACAAUACGGUCCUGUCAGAGCAUCAUGGAAGCUAUAAUGCACUUCUAAAGAAGAAGCAAUCGACUGAAAUCACUUUAACUUCCUUCUUCCAGAAUUAGAACAGCUCAUUAAAUUUCUAGUGCUUCUGGAGAGCCGCUGGUAAAGGGAGAGAAUCAGAAGACAAUUUUAAAAUCACCAGUAUAAGGAUGCAUGCUUGCAAGCAAUUAAUGAGCAGAGUUUUGACUAACUUUGAAUAGAUGCUUUAGUCCUCUGCUUAAAGUAUGGCAUGUCCUAUCUUUGUCGUUGCUGUUUUCCAAACUGCUUAUUAUAACCCUUUUCUUGGAAAUGGUAAGCAUUUCUGAAAGCUAACAGUGCUGCCUUUUAAAAAAUGUUUCUUUACAGCAAUUUCUGAAUCCCUGUUGACAAACUGAGUGACACCAGGCCAGGUCCUCUCAUUUCUGAUAUUCCACUCCUUUUAGAAACUGCUAGUUUCAAAUAAGCUAUCAUGAUUUGCUUAUAUGGAGCAAGGCAGACAGUCAAGGAAAGUAUAAAUCCGUGCAAGCCUGACUAAUCUGUCAUCACAGCAUCUCUCUGUAAAGGAAACCACCUUGAAAAAAAGAAAAUGUGUCCCAGACUAAAAUUCUAAAACUUUGGCCAGACUGCUUGCAGUCCUAGUCACUUUCCCCUGUCACACAUAUCACUAACCUCUAAUAGCUGGCUAGAGGGAGUUUACAGAAGGGAAAAAAUGAGUUAUUUUAUGCGUGAUUGCACACUUUUUUGCUUAUACAUAUGCACAUAUGCUUUCUGGGGUUGUUAUUAUUAGUCUGUUUUGGACAAAUCAAGCAAUUUAUUGUUUUUAGAGUCCAAGUUUCUAUCCCAACAGGGGGUUGUUUAUAAAAACUCUAUGUAACAAUGAUAAAUUGUUCUUGUUCCAACACAUUUUAAACCUUUGCCAAGUUAGUUUAUUAAAGGUCCUUACUCCAGCUAAGUACACAGCUCAAGCAAGCAAUAAAGUGAAAGAUUUUCAAUUUAAUUUUUUUUCAGAUUUAGAAAAGACUGCAAAUUUUAGGUAUGGGAUUUUCAGAGCAGUGAUUCUCAUUUUGUUGCAGGUAGUUUGGGCUAUAAUAAUGCUUAAACUAGGGGCUGUCUAAAUUCUUUGGCUGCUGCUGAAAUUAACUCUGAUACACAAACGGCUGUGUCCUGCAACCUGCUGAGAGCUUAUGUAUUACCUGCGGGUAGUAUUCUUAGGGCAUGUAUCAGCUGCCCUUCAUUUUAGUUCUGCUUAGAAAACGUAUACCUUCUAGACGGGUCAUUCUGACGCACACAUUUCAUUGAAAGAGGAAAAUAGAGACAUUGGGGAGGUAAGGAGCUCAGACAGUGUGAUUAGUGAGUGGGCAAUGACUUCAGCAAUUCUAAUGUUACUGUAGAACUAUGAAAUAUAUGCUGAUGUAGCUAAUCAUUGUAAAGCUUGUGGCACAUUGGUAAUAUUUUAAAAGGCUUCAGUGGUAACAUGCUUACACGUUUCUAAUGCUUCUUUAAACAAGAUUUCCUUACCCUGUGCUUAUUUAAAAAAUUAAUAAGAUUCCCAGUUUUUUUUCAAAUUAUUGAAACUUAAGUUUUUUGGUGGGUUUUUUUCUCAGAUCUGCAGAAAAUUUCUCAACUACAGUUCAUCUUAUAUGUCUCUCUUUUUUAUAAAGGGCUUAGAGUAGAACUAAUUUUUAUUCAUGGCACUGUUCUAUGAGUCCAGUAUCCAUUGGAGGGACUGGAUCAGAUGACUGGUCCUCUUCCACUUCUGAUUUCUGUCCUUAAAAUCCAGUGACCGGACAAUGUCUGUUAAAUAAUCCUCUUGCCACCACCCCUCCCAGUAGUUCAGAAAAAAGUAGGAUCUGGUACUAAACUAAUUCAUGAUCCUCUUUAUUUAUUACAAAAGCAUGAGUCUUCCUUGUACAUGACUGUUUUUAAUCAGUCGUAAGUUAAAAAGCCCUUAGGUAGACACACAAACUCAGACUUUACAGCUGUCCCACUGAGAAUAAUGUGUAAUGAAUUAACACAUCACAUAAGGAUGGCCUUAUUCCUUCUGCCAAAAAAAAGGUGGUUUUCAACCUGGGCAAAAUAUGUUCUAACACAUUAUUUAGUGGUCAUGAGAGGUGCAGAUGCAGAACACACAUACCUAGAAUAACUGGAUUUUAGAAGAUUUGAAAUUGUCAGAAAGUUAGCUGCUAUCUGAAAUGCUGUGGAGAACACAUUAAAACUUGGUAGCUAUAAGGUCUGUAUUGUAGCUCUGAUCUGUUCUUUGGUUGGUAUUUGUAAUUGUUUCCUCUUAACAUAUGUAUCCCUUCUCCGUAGAGUUGAGUCCAAAUGAAAUGCACAUCUUGUUUCAUUUCUCUUGUCCCUAUCCCUUUCUCCCUAUCUUUCUGGAAGUGCUCAGUUCUUGGGAAUACUAAUGUCCCUCCCAGAAGAAAUUUAAAACAGUCUAAAAUUUUACAUCAAGCCCUAUUGCUAGAUAUGUAGGAGAUAAAUGUCUAAAUAAACUGAAAGCAGCAUGCCUUAGACUACACUGGGGAUUAAACCUGAAACAACCUCUUUUAAAGAUAUCGGAGGAGUUGGAUUCUGGGAUUGCUUUUUCUAAAAUAGAUACUAGGAAUUGUUAUAUUUUUGCUAAAUUGUAAGUUUGUUUUGAAUUUUUCACAUAGAGGGGAUUCAGUUUAGUGAGGCAGUAGCACCCCGUGCAGCAACUGUUAAUUCACAAGUGUUCUCCAGGUGGUUUGAACGUGUUUUCCUUUUGCAUAACCUUCUAGUGCACAGAGGGGCAAUCUGAAGAUUUAAGCGGAAAAUCCUCCCUUGCCACCACGGAACGUGGAUGGUUCUGCCAUAUGGGAGUGAGCGGGACUCAGGGAUGUGGGUCUGCCUUCUGUACAGAUGGAAUGGUACAUUGCUUCAAAGUGGAGGGGAGAGAGCCACCUCUGGCUCCACACGGGGUGAGGGUCAGCAAGGCCCUUCCCAGCCGCACAGGGAGAUAGAGGAAGAAUAGUUGCUUCAGCUGUGCGCUGGUCAAUGUGGCCAAGUAAGAAUUUCCUUUUGAUGCAUGCCCACGCUGCUCCUAUUGAUGUCAACGGGGACACGUUCACCUUGAGGAGAGUAAGCUUUCAGUACAACUUCAGUGGCAGUUUUCUGCUGCAGUUUUAUUAUCACAGGUUCAAAUAGUUGUCCCUGUUGGUUUGUUUUUCUCACUGCAGUUUGAGUUCAGUUGUCAGGCUAGCAAGCACUGUGGUCAAGUCUCUCAUACUGAGAGUUUAGUUGACUAGAUCUUUGAAAAUGGUUCUGGUUUUCACGAGGCUGAAAGGUGUGAACUUAAACUUUUUAAAAAAGUAAUAGCUGCCAAUGCAGUAAAAUAUAUUUUGUAAAACUAUGGUCCCUAGAUCCCUUAUGGGAUAAAAUGGUAUUGUUUUUAAGAUACAACUUUACGUUUUUCUAUGUGGGCUUCAGUCACUUCUUGGUUGCUGGUUUCCCCCUCCAGUCCAAAGACUUUAGAGCAUGAGAAUUUUGCCAACCUCUUUUCAGGGCGUCUGCUAUAGCAUUUUAUAUUCAAUUUGGAGGGGGAGGGACUUUGUGCAUAGUGCAUGGAUUGGCUGGCAUAGGUAAUAAACAAAUGAAGGGAGCACCUUCUGUUCCUAGUUAAAUGUGGGCAGAAGUACGUACUGUCACACCAUCAAAAAUGGGGGCGGACUGGACCUCAGCCACAUCAGAGGUUACCAGCAGAACAUAGUUGGUGCAAAAUAUUCAGAGGGAAUAAACCGUAAAAUGUGAACUUAAAAAAAAAAAAA
This is a messenger RNA of Pelodiscus sinensis (Chinese soft-shelled turtle), 6648 nucleotides long. Lineage: Eukaryota; Metazoa; Chordata; Testudines; Trionychidae. The record is from RefSeq and is a predicted model, not a curated record.